Salvia splendens (bonfire salvia) is the source of this 909-nucleotide messenger RNA. RefSeq names its product embryo defective 2752. Lineage: Eukaryota; Viridiplantae; Streptophyta; Magnoliopsida; Lamiales; Lamiaceae. The transcript has 2 exons. The record is from RefSeq and is a predicted model, not a curated record. Bases 368 to 664 code for a protein of 98 amino acids.
GGUAAAUAUUUAUGAUAAAUUUAUAUAAUAACUAAAUAGUUUUAUUUGAUUUUAGUCAGAUUUAAUUAAACUUUUCAAGAUUAGCAGAGCCCCCAUUGCUUCCAAACAGGCGAGUUCUACUUACAAAUCUGUAACCCAAUCAUCUUUCUAAACUGAUCGGAUAGCCCUUUUGCUGAAAUUCCGCUCCGAUUUGAUCGUCUUUUCUUCUUGCUUGCACUGCACAAUUAGUUUUAGGAAUCGCUUUGGUGGCUUCUCAUCACGCACCCCACCUGUUUGUUUUAAUGCCUGUUUGAUUUUUUUUAUCAUUAUUUCGGCUGUUGGGAAUUGACAUGGAUUCAGUCUGAGUCAGGGUGGGUAGAAUUGGGAAAUGGCGAGCUACCUGUGGAGGAAAUACGCUGAUUAUGUGUACACAAAGUGGGAGAGAACGCUUCUGUGGGAUAUGAUCGAGCCUUACAAGCGUCCCAAGUCGUUUACCCCUCUCAUCACCCUCUAUGUCUGUGCUUUUUACACUGGGGUUAUUGGGGCUGCCAUCAAAGAGCAGCUCUACAAGGAGAGAUUCUGGGAUGAGCACCCUGGGCAUGAUGUUCCAUUGAUGAAGCCGAUGUUCUAUAAAGGGCCUUGGAGAGUUAUGAGAGGGGAUGUUCCUGCAUUCAUCAAGAAAUAGUCAGCUACGAGUUAGUCGUUGCUACUCAGUUUCUUCACUCUACAUGCCUAACAAGGAACUGCAGCAUCAUGUUUGCUCUUGUGAUACUUAGUCAUGGAUAGUUGUAUGUCGUCAUAAAACUGCAAACAGAUUAUGGUCAUUUACUAGAUAAUACGAAUAAUCUUGUAUGACGAUGAAUUGAUGAUCCCCAACUUUAUUUGGUCUCUGUUACUCAUUUAAUAUAUGAUGCCAUGUGAUUGAGCUUA